CCCUGCCGCGCGGCGCCGUGGGAGCCAUGGCGGCGGCCAGGCUCUGCAGAAUUAGGACUAAAGUCUGCACGGCACCAUCUUCCGGGAGAUGUCUACAGAACAAGCUCUGGACGGGGUCAUGGAAGAAGGAAGGUGCUCCUCUGCCCUGUUUGCAGCCUCAGAACUGGCGACCUAGUGCUGGGAGUCGUUACCUGGGGAGGCGGUGGGAGCCGUCUGUGGGUCUGUGCCGUUCGGCCCCCGCUGCUGCCAUCCCCAAAAAGGCUCUGGAGGAGAAAGCAGAAGAAUUCAAACUGGUCUACAGGUUUCCGUGGAUUAAGUACUGCAGGGUCCUGUCCAGACUGAAGCUGUUACAGACAGCCACCACCACGGUCACGCUGCCUCCCAUCUGCUACCUCUACCUGCAAGACCAGGUUUCUCAGGGUGUCCUCUUGUACACCACUGGCAUCGCGCUCUUUGCCGGUGCCAUGCUCUAUGGGAUGAGCUACUUUUUCAGACGAAUUAUUGGAUUAAUCUACUUAAAUGAAACUGGCCAUACCGUCAGAGUGGCCCACUUGACCUUCUGGGGAAGACGGAAUGACAUUUACUGUCCCAUAGAGACAGUGAUGACUUUGGAUGAAGUUGGAGAUAGCAAGGGGGAGCUGCUUCUCCAGUUCAAGCGGUAUAAUAGCACGGAUAUUUUAUAUUUUACAAUUAAGUUUGGCCAGAUUGUAGACAAACAGAGGUUUACUCAAAUAUUUGGAAAACUGGAGUGAUACAGCAGUUAAUUUCCAGUGAUUUUCCUUGUUGCAUGUUCAUUGUGCUUAUUCUCCUGGGAAGUUUAAUUAGUUUACUAGACUGAGGUACUGAUUUUCCUGAGCAAAGCCUGCUGGUAAGUGCACUCGGUGUAGACAGUAGAAAUGGUAAAGAACAACCCACUGGAUUCAGUGUCUCCGCAGCUUGUGUAAGGUGUGAGCAGCGUCUCUUCCGUGUUGGGUACAGCCCCGUGCCUGGUUUCCUGUCACUGCUGCCCUGCUUGGAGCGGGCAGGAGGAGCCAAGUCUGACCCUGACCCUCUCAGCCAGCCUCUUGGAGUGUUUGGAACAGGAAUAACUUUUGAAGCAAAAUGCAGUAACUCUGCCAGACAUCUGCAUGAUAAAUUCAUUGUUUCUUUUAGCGGAUUUUAGGUUGACUGGGAAGCCUCUUGGAAUUCAAACUUGUGUGAAACGUGUGUGGUAAACAGUGCUGGGUGUCAGAGGUAGGGGCUCCUGCAUUGGUGACACGGGGUGACUGGGAGGAGCGGUAGGUGAUGCUGUGUGAGGUGCCUGGGGUCUCGUGGGAAGGUCUUCCAGGAUGUGAAUGUAACUGGGCAGAACAAGGGGGUGUGCUGUAAGACACAGUUCAGCUGUAAGUGUCAGCUGAAGACGGGGACAGCGUUUCUGGAGCCUCUCAUAGAGACUGCUUCCCCCUUGGAAUAAAGGGAAAACGUACCCAGGCGACGGUGCUGUGAGUUACAGGGACAGUCUGGCGUCCUUCCUUCAGUUUGGAUCCUAAUCAUCAUCUGAAAACUUGGAAACACUUGUCCUUCUUUGCAUAUAUUCAUGUUUGUGUUUGUUUUGUAUGUAUGAAUGACAUUUAAUCAAUGCUGUAACACUUGAGUUGCAAAAACUUCAGUAAAUGUUACAAGAACUCUCUCA
This is a messenger RNA of Calidris pugnax (ruff), 1672 nucleotides long. It is a transcript of the gene TMEM186, whose product is annotated as transmembrane protein 186. The record is from RefSeq and is a predicted model, not a curated record. The transcript is spliced from 2 exons. Bases 27 to 752 code for a protein of 241 amino acids. Gene Ontology annotation, cellular component: mitochondrion. Lineage: Eukaryota; Metazoa; Chordata; Aves; Charadriiformes; Scolopacidae.